AAAGACAAUUUCAAAAUUCAUAAAAUACAAUUUAUCGGUCUUCACUCUGCAGCCCUGCGCAGCUCGCCCGUGGAAGAACCCAGCACGCCGUCUCCGACUCUCCUAGAGCCACGGCAAAGCAAGCUUGAGAGAGAGAGAGAGAGAUAUGCAGAGGUUAAAAGCUUUGGUGCCAGUGAGGUGUUCGUGUCAGGGACUUCGUUUUCUCUCUCACGGUAGAAGCUUUUCUGCUCAAGCUCAGGCAAUCUACCCUCAAGAUGAUGAUCUCCAAAACCAGGUUUUAGUAGUAGGAAGAGCUAAUUCAAGAGCAUCUAUUCUGAACAGACCUUCAGCUCUCAAUGCUCUCACCAUAUCAAUGGCUGCUCGGCUUAAGAGAUUGUAUGAGUCAUGGGAAGAAAACCCAGACAUUGGAUUCGUCAUGAUGAAGGGCACUGGCAGGGCUUUCUGUGCUGGUGGAGAUGUGGUUGCUCUCUAUCAUUUGCUGAAUGAAGGGAAAGUCGAAGAAUGUAAGACAUUUUUUGCGACACUAUAUAAGUUUAUAUACCAUCUAGGGACAUAUUUGAAGCCACAUGUGGCUAUCUUGGAUGGGGUCACUAUGGGGGGUGGGGCUGGAAUUUCACUCCCAGGAAUGUUUCGAGUGGUAACUGAUAAAACUGUUUUUGCUGCUCCAGAGGCUGAAAUGGGGUUUCAUCCUGAUGCAGGGGCUUCCUUUUAUCUUUCUCGCCUACCGGGCUAUUUAGGAGAAUAUCUAGCUCUAACAGGAGAAAGGCUUAAUGGUGUGGAAAUGAUUGCCUGUGGCCUUGCAACCCACUAUGCACUGCAUGAAAGACUUGCUUGGAUGGAUGAACGUCUCGGUAAAUUGAUCACUGAUGACCCUUCAGUCAUAGAGACUUCUCUUGCACAAUAUGGUGACCUUGUAUAUCCAGACAAGAGAAGCAUUCUCCAUAAGAUUGAAACAAUUGAUAAAUGUUUCGGCCACGACUCAGUUGAGGAAAUUAUUGAUGCUUUGGAAAAUGAGGCUGCCAAUUCUUAUGAUGAAUGGUGCUCUGCAGCCCUCAAGAAACUAAAAGAAGCCUCCCCGUUGAGCUUGAAAGUCACUUUACGAUCUAUACGUGAAGGUAGAUUUCAGGCUCUUGAUCAAUGUCUGGCACGCGAGUACCGCAUUUCCCUGAACUGGAUCUCUAAACGGGUCUCCAAUGACUUCUGUGAGGGUGUUCGAGCAUGUUUAGUGGACAAGGACUUUGCUCCAAAGUGGGACCCUUCAAGUAUUGAAGAAGUAACGACAGACAUGGUUGAUUACUAUUUUACACCACUUGGUGAAUUUGAACCCGAAUUAGAGUUGCCUGUGUCAUUGCGAGAACCCUCUAUCUAAUCUUUUUGUUGUAGCCUAGUAGGGCUGUAUUUUGAAGAUUUAAGUUUGUAUUCAACAGCAUAUUUUUGUCUAGAAACCAUUACUCAUUUAUAAAAAACUUCUUGAGAGUUCAAAGUGCAAGGAGAAAAGCUUCAACAAAACAGAUAGUUGAAAGAAAUAAUAAUUAAAAAAGCUGCUUAUGUUC
Messenger RNA from Malania oleifera, 1553 nucleotides. Its product is annotated as small ribosomal subunit protein mS47. The record is from RefSeq and is a predicted model, not a curated record. The transcript is spliced from 14 exons. The coding region runs from base 146 to 1369 and encodes 407 amino acids. NCBI's taxonomy places the organism in Eukaryota, Viridiplantae, Streptophyta, Magnoliopsida, Santalales, Ximeniaceae. Gene Ontology annotation, biological process: L-valine catabolic process. Gene Ontology annotation, molecular function: 3-hydroxyisobutyryl-CoA hydrolase activity.